AUGAACGAAGUGCAAUGGCCGUUGCUCGGACUCUUCUCCGUCUUGAUCAUUUUGGCCCUGUUCGGUAACUUGCUGGUCGUCGCCGCUAUCCUAUGGGACCGUUCACUGCGAAAACAACCGGAGAACCUUUUCCUGGUCUCAUUGGCCGUUUCGGAUUUGCUCGUCUCCGUUCUGGUAAGUGCAAACGUGUCGGAAAUCUGAUUCCAUCGGCAUUAUCGCUUUUCUUCCUGGUUUUCUCGUUAUUCCAGGCAACAUUCCAAUUCCGAAAACUUUCGAGAAAAUCAAAUUCAACAUUUCUGUCUUUCUUUCUCUUUUUUCGGGUUGUGACCGAUGGGUCUAUCCCAUCCUAAACACAUCCUCACUCACAUGUUCUCUGCCGUAGGGGCGUUAGGAAAAUAGCCAUCGCAUGAAUAUUUUGGGUGGAAAUACAAGAAGGUCCCGAGGAGGAUGUCUCAAAUCUAAUUUGAGCGUAUUGUUACUGGCGAAGAGAGACGGGCGCCUCCGAAGACAAGUGGCACACAUUGUGUUGACACACACGGAAGUUAUUCGUUUAUUAUCUUAUCGGUGAAUGUGAGAGUGAAAUUGGUUUGCGAGUAGACAACACAGGAACGAAAUCCUUGUCAGAAGUUUGAAAACUAAAGUGAAUUCGUGUUCCCUUCGUUUCAUUAAUUCUAAAACAAAACAAGAAGUAUUAGCAUUUUCCCUGCUCGUGCAAGCGUAAAAGUCAAAUAGCCCGCACACUUUUUGUUGAUUAAAUUUCAUCUAAACCUUGCUCUUUCUGUGACGAAUCGCACUAGACAGAGGUGCUAGACGGGAAGCGCACGAGGUCUAAAAGAAAAAGUGAAUAUCGAGCGUUUUCAAAUUUUCCGCCUCAAUACGCGUUUUUUUCGACUGUCCAGAGUAAUUUGCUUUUAAAACAAUAGAAAUGGAGGGAAAAAACGAGACAACAAGCAUUUAAACAAGCGCUUUCAGGUUAUGGUGUUUGCGGCAGUCAACGAUAUUCUGGGUUAUUGGCCAUUCGGCAACUUUUACUGUCAAUUCUGGAUCAGUUUCGACAUAACCACUUGUACAGCGAGCAUUCUCAAUCUUUGUGCGAUUUCUCUGGAUCGAUACUGGCAUAUCAGUAGACCAAUGGUCUACAUAAGGUUGAAACAGAAGAGAAUCUUAUCAGAAAACAUUAUUUUUAGAUACUGUAAUCGUCGUCGUAUAAACUAUGUCAUAGUUCUCGUGUGGUUGAUCUCUGCAGGAAUCGGCGCAGCACCUCUCGGAUUCGGUUUUGGAUCGAAAGUGACCAUAAACAAGUAAAAUGAAUGUUCAGAGAUCCCAUCCAACCUGAAAUUCAGUUCAACCGGCCUGCCUGUCUGUGAAAUGCGUCUGCCGUUGCCAUACGCUAUCUCGAGUUCGAUGGUAUCUUUCUUUUUACCGGCAAUGGUCAUGGUUAUCCUAUACACGAAACUCUAUCUCUAUGCUCGCAAACACGUGCGAAGCAUCAAAACUCAACUGCAACAGGCCACUUCAUUUCUGAUAAUGCAGCUUGCGUCGGAGAAGAUUCGCGAGGUAAUCCAUCCGGUUUUAUUUCUAGUUGCCAUUCGCAGAAUAGUGCACUGAAGAGUUUUUCCGAACGGUUUUGAAAACCUUUUUUGCAUUCCAUUUGAAUGACUUUUGAAUCAGACUAGAAAAGAAUGGGUCUGAUAGUUGCUGCUGAAAAUUGUGCCCCACUAACAGUUUUUCGCAAUUUUAACAUGGAAACCUCCAUUUUGUUUCGCUUAUUCCUAAUAAUUAACCGCCAGCUUAGAAUGCCAGCUUUCCGGGGCGUAGUUUGAUUUUCGAUUUCCAUUUCGAUUUCAUUUCACGUGUUUAGUGUUGGUCGCCUACCGCCUAAACCCACCCUGAGUUUCUCGAACUCUUUUCUCUCUUCCAACCCAUUCCGCCCCGACCGAUUUUUUCCCUCUCUUUUUCGAUCUGUUCGUUUCGCCCCUUCCACACCUGCAUGCUUGUCCGCAUGGCGUACUAUUGUGCUUCCCAGGUAACCGCCGCAACUCUGAAGGGUGAAGCUCUACUUCCGCCCGACUCGCCGGCCACCGAACGAACUACGAUGACCGUCUCGAGGCACUACUCGCGCCGUUCGACGACGACGACGACGACGGCGACACCGCGGCGCGGAGACCAUAUAACCAGCUCGCAGAAUAAGGUUGAAUCAGUGAGUUGUGUAGAAACCGUUCUCCCACUUAUUCCUACCCCCACUAUCCCUCAACUUGCCUAACACAUCUAUGCGAGUUCAUGUUCACACUGGCACGAUUCACUUCAUUUACACUAUCCUCCCGAGUUGUUCAGUUUUUGAAAUCACUUUUCAAAGCCAGUAAAGUGAGAGUGAAUUUGAAUUUGCUGUGACGUGUUUAUGACAGUUUAUGUUUAUUUUCCGUUCCAACCUACCCGAAAUUAGAAACAACAAAGAUAAAACAGUCAAUACGAUAGAGAAGUAUUUGAGAACAGAAACAAUUGGUGUAAUACUGUCCCUAUAUUAGAUGCAAUAGCUUACUAUUUUCUAUCUUGAUUACCUUUUCUUUCAAUGCGAGCUACAUCGAGAACUUGUCAAAUCGUUACGUGUCACACUUGCUCGUUGGCCAUACUAAUCAGGCUUUUUGAAGCUUUUUGCUCUUUGGUUCAAAAUGCACAUUUUGACACUUUUCAUAUUUUUCAAUCACUUAGUUCAUUAGUUUUUUUUCUUGUCAAAGUGUGCAUUUUUGCUUCAGCACACCACUUUGAGUUGAGUGCCGCUUACCCAUGUUUUUCAGAUCCGUUCGUCAAUUUUUACAAAGCUGAACUUCUUGUGUCCUGCCAGGUUCAAGAGCCAACGAUCCCCUCAGGACCCGCAUACUCCGGCCGCGCAUAACCGUUCAAACAUCAGUGACCAGAAAGCGCGGUUGGGCUGAAAGUGCGGGCUUGUCCUAACUAUGAUAGAUUGUUUUGCAGACUGACUCUCGGUGUUAUUAUGGGAACGUUCUUAGUAUGCUGGCUACCCUUUUUCACAGUGAAUAUCCUCCGAGCAUGGCUCCCAGAAAUAUUCAGCAACAAAACUAUCAUGGUACUCCUACCAAAGUGAUUUGUCUCAAAUUCAAACAUUUUCAGGCAGUUACAUGGCUCGGAUAUGCCAACUCCUCAGCGAAUCCUUUAAUCUACAGCAUUUUCAAUAGAGAUUUCAGACGGGCCUUCAAGAAAAUCAUUGUGAAAGUGUUUGGGUGCUGUUGGGAAGAACCCGAUCUGAACAAGUCAAUGUGAGCGUUUGUGGGGUAACUGGAAUAUGACUAUUCAUUCAGUUCGUCAAGAUAUGCUGCUCCGGACAUCGAGCGUCGUCGUUCCUGCACAAGGUCUUCAGAAUCCGCCCACGACAACAACAACGAUGCAAAUGCUACACGUUUGAAUCUUCUCGCGAACAAUAACGAAGAAACCAUUCCGGAAGAACGAUAA
This is a messenger RNA of Caenorhabditis sp. 36 PRJEB53466, 3468 nucleotides long. The record is from the annotation of a GenBank genome assembly. NCBI's taxonomy places the organism in Eukaryota, Metazoa, Nematoda, Chromadorea, Rhabditida, Rhabditidae.